CUGCGCCACCAGCGAAGCCCCAUGCAGUAGUUUUGAAAAUCAAAAGUAACGCCUCAAAUCCAGGAUGAACAAAAUAUCAAAGUUUUAAAUACAGGCAGCAUGGGUAUCCUGAUUUUUCUUUUUGCAUCAGGCUCCAGUACAGCUUGGCAUGGCAUGGUUACAGAUCUUUGUUUGAAAUUUUAACAUUUUUGUUUAUCUUGGAUUUUUGGCAUUAAUUUUUAUUUUUUUCAAUUGCAUCAAAAUACUUGAUCACUGAGUGUUUUUGCCAUCCCCUUAAAUUUGGUACGCAAGGUGAGUGCCUCCUUGCUUAACCCUGGUCCCAGCCCUAGUGGGGCCGCCCACAGGGUGGGGCAGGGCUGGCAGGGAAGUCCCCAGGCCAGUGCGGACGAUGGGGGUGACAAUCACAUCCGUAAUGAAAUGACAUCUAACAUGCACUGGGGUCUCUGGGCCAAGCACUGUUCUCGAGCCCUCCCGUCCUUCCUUCUGGAUCACCUACGAUGUGCUGAGCGCUCAGGAUAGAGCAGACCGAUACACUUCCCUGCCACUCAGAACCCACAUCCCGGUUUGGGCAGAGAGAUGAUAAAAUAAUAAAAUGCGUGAGAAUCGGCAAAAUGUGAGGCGCGCCGUGCUACAGGCUAAAGAGAAAAAAUAACGAAGAAAAGAAGACAUGAACCAUGUUUUAGGCACGGUCACCAAGAAUGACAUCCCUGAAACGCCACGACCACCCAGGAGGGAGAGUUAUUACUCAGCCCCAUUCUCAGAUGAGGAAACUGAAGCAGCCUGCCCAGGAAGUGACAGCUGGGCUCCCAGCCUGCUCCGGCUGGUGCCAGAGGGCUUUUAUUGUGGGGAGGGAGAGGGAGGGGAGGAGCGGGAAGACAUCACGUAGAACCAGAUGGAAUGAGGGCACCAGGACUUCUUUCUCCACUUAAAGGGGCCGCCUUGACUGUACGUUGGGCAGGACUGUCUCCGCCUCCCUAACGGGAAAGGCCAGGUUGGCUCAGCCUGGUCACCACCGGGCCCCACCCCACCAGGGACACCACCACCCCCACCCCGCCCCGGGUAGGGGCCCUUUAAGGCCGUCCCCCCACCACCCCCGGAGCUGGCAACGUGACCGCCCUCCCUCAAGUGCGCAAAUUCAUUCAUGCAGGGGCCCCUGCUGACUCACGCUUAUGAAAGUGAUUUCCUGGCCCCGCCCACCGCCCGCCUCCUCCCAACUCGUGAAAUACCCUCGCUUCCCGGCCACUCAUAGCCUCUUGGAUCCCCACGGGGUAAUGGGUGUCCUGCACCCUCGGCCGGCACCGUGAGCCCUGGUUCUCCUAGUGCCUGACGAGGCCAGGCUCACGAGUGUCCUCGACCCCUGCGCGUCAGGUUGCUGCCAGCCCCAAGCCCCCCCGAGAGCCCCAGCCAUGAGCAACGGAUGGAAGGACCACCUUGGUGCCCGCAGCUCAGAGCCCCUCCCGGUCGUCAUCAUCGGCAAUGGUCCCUCGGGCAUCUGCCUGUCCUACCUGCUCUCGGGUUACAACCCCUACGUGAAGCCAGAUGCCGUCCACCCACACCCCUUGCUGCAGAGGAAGCUCACCGAGGCGCCGGGGGUCUCCAUCGUGGACCAGGACCUGGAUUACCUGUCCGAAGGCCUUGAAGGCCGGUGCCAAAGCCCUGUGGCCCUGCUGUUUGAUGCCCUCCUGUGCCCAGACACAGACUUUGGGGGCAACGUGGAGUCUGUCCUCACCUGGAAGCACCAGAAGGAGCGAGCCAUCCCCCACCUGGUCCUGGGCCGGAACCUGCCAGGGGGCGCCUGGCAUUCCAUUGAAGGCUCCAUGGUGACCCUGAGCCAAGGCGAUUGGAUGGGGCUCCCGGACCUGCAGGUCAAGGACUGGAUGUGCAGGAAGCGAAGAGGUCUUCGCAACAGCCGGGCCACGGCCGGGGACAUCGCGCACUACUAUAGGGACUACGUGAUCAAGAAGGGCCUGAGCCAUAAUUUUGUGUCUGGCGCCGUGGUCACGGCCGUGGAGUGGGGGACGCCCGAGCCCAGCAGCCCCGGCGCCCGGGACCCCAGCCCCCUCUUCCAGGUGAACGGCUUCGUGACCACCGCGGACCAGAGCCAGCAGCCCUUCUCCUUAUGCGCCCGCAACGUGGUCUUGGCCACUGGCACGUCUGACAGCCCGGCCCGGCUGGGCAUCCCCGGGGAGGCCCUGCCGUUCGUCCAUCGUGAUCUGUCGGCCCUGGAGGCAGCCACGCGGGCAGGCACCGUGUCCCCGUCCUCGGACCCCGUCCUCAUCAUCGGGGCGGGACUGUCGGCGGCCGACGCGGUCCUCUACGCCCGCCACUACAACAUCCCUGUGAUCCACGCCUUCCGCCGGUCCGUGGACGACCCCGGCCUGGUGUUCAACCAGCUGCCCAAGAUGCUGUACCCGGAGUACCACAAGGUGCACCAGAUGAUGCGGGAGCAGUCCAUCCUGUCGCCCAGCCCCUACGAGGGCUACCGAAGCCUCCCCGAGCACCAGCUGCUGCUCCUCAGGGAGGACCGCCAGGCCGUGUUCCGGGACCCCCGGGGCCUCCAGAAGGUCUUCGGCAUCGCCCUGGUGCUGGCCCUCAUUGGCUCCCACCCUGAUCUGUCCUUCCUCCCGGGCGCAGGCGCUGACCUCGCCACGGACCCCAGCCAGCCACUGAGCGCCAAGAGGAACCCCAUUGACGUGGACCCCUUCACUUACCAGAGCGUCCACCGGGAGGGCCUGUACGCCGUGGGGCCACUGGCCGGGGACAACUUCGUGAGGUUUGUGCAGGGCGGGGCCCUGGCUGUGGCCAGCUCCCUGCUGAGGAAGGAGGCCAGGAAGCCGCCCUAGCACCUGGCCUGGCAUCCUUGCACCCAGGCCCUAAAGAGGAGGGGAGAGCACCACGGCCCUGCUGGACGCAGAGCCCAUCCCAAGAUGCCCCAGUGAUGGAAGGGGGCCUCUCCUGGCAGGAGACAGGAGCGGCCACGAGCCCAUGCAACGGCCCUCUCAGAUGAAGAGUGAGAAACCCAGGCUGCCAGGACUCAGACCAGGGUGGAAAGAGUGACCACAGGACAGGGGAGGCCCAGAGCUGUAACUGGGGGUGAGAGCUGCCGGUGUGAGCUGGGGUCACCGGGGCCAGCUGAGCACCGAGCCAGGAGGACCCCAGGCCCUGCUCUUCCCAGAACCAGGUCCCAAAUAAAACCAGCGCCUGCCUGCA
Aethalodelphis obliquidens (Pacific white-sided dolphin) is the source of this 3210-nucleotide messenger RNA. RefSeq names its product oxidative stress induced growth inhibitor 1 (gene OSGIN1). Gene Ontology annotation, molecular function: growth factor activity. Gene Ontology annotation, biological process: negative regulation of cell growth. The record is from RefSeq and is a predicted model, not a curated record. Lineage: Eukaryota; Metazoa; Chordata; Mammalia; Artiodactyla; Delphinidae. The coding region runs from base 1407 to 2843 and encodes 478 amino acids. The transcript has 6 exons.